This is a messenger RNA of Pelecanus crispus (Dalmatian pelican), 470 nucleotides long. The record is from RefSeq and is a predicted model, not a curated record. Lineage: Eukaryota; Metazoa; Chordata; Aves; Pelecaniformes; Pelecanidae.
GAUGUGAGCUAGAAGCCAAAUGGCUUAUUCCUGUGGAGAGUGAGCAGCUCCUGUACAUGCCUAGCAGCAGAACUUUAAACAGCUUGGGAGCUUUAAAAGCCAAGUCCCCAGAUGCAUACAUUAUAACAGACUUCAUGGGCAUCAGGAAUGAAAAUUUUAUGAAGGUAGCUGCAGUUGGGACUUGGAUGGGAGAUUUUGUCACAGCAUGGAUGGUCACUGAUAUGAUGCUUCAGGACAAACCCUACCCAGACUGGGGAAAGUCUGCCAGAGCUUUCUGGAAGAAAGGAAACAUUAGGAUCAUUUUAUUCUGGACGGUUCUGUUUACUCUGACCUCUGUAGUUGUGCUCGUCAUCACUACUGACUGGAUCAGCUGGGACAAGCUGAAUCGUGGAUUUCUGCCAAGUGACGAGGUCUCAAGAGCCUUCUUGGCUUCUUUCAUCUUGGUGUUUGACCUUCUUAUUGUCAUGCAG